CCAGAACGUGUUUUUGAAAAACUACAGAAGAGACAUCCAAAGCCCAGUUUGCCUUUGUACUGCACAUCUUAGCCAACUCCUCUCUUUCUAUGCCCCUGCAGCUGCCCAUCAUGAAUUUUCGCAGCCAUCGGCUACUACGCCGCUCUGCACCACCGUCUGUCUCAUCAAAACCGGUGGCGGUCAGCAGUACCACCUCCUCUACAACAUCUGGCACACUUUCAAGCCUAGGAAGCAUCGCUCAAAUCAGCCCAUGCCUUUACCUAUCGAGUGGAAAUGCGGCAGGAAGUCAGCAGCUGGUGUAUGCUCGAAAGGUCACUUGCAUUGUAAAUGCCACAUUAGAGAUCCCAAACUCCAACUGGCCUGAUGUGGACUACAUAAAGGUACCUGUUCCCGACCUGCCACAUGCACCCCUUGCUCUAUAUUUUGAUUCAGUGGCAGACAGAAUCCACCAGAAUGGCAAAAGAAAUGGAAGGACACUGGUUCACUGUGUGGCUGGGGUGAGCCGCUCAGCAACUCUUUGUAUAGCCUACUUGAUGAAGUACCAUCGUCUAUCUCUCCUUGAUGCCCACCAGUGGGUGAAAAGCAGAAGGCCUGUGGUAAGGCCAAAUGCCGGAUUUUGGCAACAGCUAAUACAAUACGAAAAAAAGCUUUUUGGCAAGAACACAGUAAGGUUGGUGCCCUCACCUCUAGGCCUAAUUCCAGAUAUAUACGAGAGAGAAACCCGUAACCUCAUCCCUGUUUGGGGCUUCAGAUAAAUAUUCCCCCCCCCCCAAAGGACUAUGGGAACACAGGUGCCAUUUUCACCUAUUUAAAACAAAAAGACUGUACUUUGUAGGAUGCAGGAGAAGGUUAUGUGCAUCAGAUACUCCUGUAUUAAAUUAUAAACUCAUUAGUAGGCUGAGGACGUAUGCACGAAGAGUGUGUUAAUCAGAUCCUAUAUAAAAAUGUCUAGGUUAUAAAGGUGCUUCUCUUACAACUAUUCAAUUCUUUGCUGGGACGGGGGAUCAGAUAUGGACACAGUCAACCCUCGUAGGACUUGUGAAAAUAAAGGUCAACUGGGAUUGUGGGUCAACGUAACAGGUUGCAAUACACAUCUGUAUAUUUCCAAAUAAAUCAUAUUUAUAAAA
This is a messenger RNA of Bombina bombina (fire-bellied toad), 1127 nucleotides long. Its product is annotated as dual specificity protein phosphatase 14-like. Gene Ontology annotation, molecular function: MAP kinase tyrosine/serine/threonine phosphatase activity. Bases 90 to 755 code for a protein of 221 amino acids. The transcript has a single exon. NCBI's taxonomy places the organism in Eukaryota, Metazoa, Chordata, Amphibia, Anura, Bombinatoridae. Gene Ontology annotation, biological process: protein dephosphorylation. The record is from RefSeq and is a predicted model, not a curated record.